Molecule: messenger RNA, 4461 nt
Organism: Venustampulla echinocandica
Lineage: Eukaryota; Fungi; Ascomycota; Leotiomycetes; Helotiales; Pleuroascaceae
Exons: 3
Coding region: 1-4461 (1486 amino acids)
Cellular component (GO): endoplasmic reticulum
Molecular function (GO): UDP-glucose:glycoprotein glucosyltransferase activity
Source: RefSeq, a predicted model, not a curated record
AUGGGAGUGCUCAAUUUGCCAUGGGGCCUCACGGGAGCCCUAUUGGCAAGUACAUAUCUUCACUCGUUAUGCGUCUCGGCCAGUCCCUCAAUAAAUGUUGGCUUAAAAGCAUCCUUCUCGUCGGCCCCGUAUCUCCUCGAAUUGCUGGAAACUGCUGCAGAUGAGAACUCUACCUCCUACUUUCCACUGCUUGAUCGAAUUGCGGACGGCUAUUUCUCCAAGUCUCAAACCGACAAAGCACUCUAUGAGCAGUUUCUACAGGUUCUCAAGGAUGAUGGCCAUAUAUCAGACCCGGAAACUCUGUCUUCGUACAAGUUUGCCUUGUCCAUGCGGUCCUCCGCCCCCCGAAUCGAAGCGCAUUACCAGUAUUACCAUACCGCAGCUGAACCGUCCUUAAAGGCCGAACAAGAGUCUUCAUGCCCCGUCUGGGUACAUUUCGGUGGUAAACAAUAUUGCUCCCCGUCAUUAGAGACGCCUCAUGGGGAUGUCAGCGGCGGCAUGCAAAUGCAAGAAUUGCCAUUUGAUCGGAUUCUAGGAAAUCUUUCAGCACCUACUUCGAUUCUAUAUGCGGAUAUUACAUCCCCAGCCUUUGCCCAGUUCCAUAGGGCUUUAGUCGAGACAGCUCGAGAAGGUAAAACAUCGUACCGCGUCCGUCAUAGAAAAAGUCUUGGGGCCGAGCCCCAACCACUCAUUGUUCCUGGGUAUGGCGUCGAGCUUGCGUUAAAGCGUACCGAUUAUAUUGUGAUUGAUGACCGUGAAGGUGACGAGACUAAGCCUGCCCAGGAGGGCUCCGAGAAAGAGGUUGUAUUUGAAGACGAGGAGUUAGCGGAUCUGAAGCCACUGUCUUCCUCAGAGCUUGUUUCACUUGGUAUCAAGGCGUCAAGUUUUAUUAUGCAAAGCGAAAAUCCAUUUGAGACGCUGGUGAAGCUGUCACAAGAUUUUCCAAAAUAUUCGAGUGCUAUAGCUUCACAUAAUGCUACCAAGGAGUUUGUUGCCGAGUUUGAACAUAAUACUGCUCAGUCCCUCCCUAGUGGCUACAAUGUCUGGUGGUUGAAUGGCGUUCAAAUGAUUGAACGGCAGGUUGAGGCUUUGAGUUUACUUGAUAUGUUAAGAGGUGAACGGAAACUCAUCAAAAGUGUUCGCGAUCUUGGCUUGACUGGGCUACAAGCCAUUCAGCUCUUAUCUCAUGACGAAAUUGGGACGACGAAGGCCGAGAACGAGCCAACUAGAUUUGAUUGGAGGGAUGAUAUUGAAGGAGGCAACGUUAUCAUUUGGAUGAAUGAUAUUGAAAAAGACAAACGUUAUGAGGAUUGGCCAUCAUCCCUUGCAGCGUUGUUACAACACGGGUAUCCCGGGCAAUUGCCAACAGUCCGAAGAGAUUUGUUUUACCUAGUUUUACCGAUCGAUUUUACCGAUGCUCAGGAUGUGCUCCUAGUUGUGGAAACACUCCGAGGCUUUGUCCAGAGAAAGCUCAAUCUCCGAAUUGGUCUUGCCCCCAUUACCAGUACCGCCAACUCCCUGGAGCAAGCGAGGAUCUUGUAUUAUCUACUCGAUACCUACGGGCUUUCAACUAUGAUAUCUUACCUAGAGGGAUCGUAUACUUCCCAGAAACUCUCAGCUCCUGACAGGUCGACCCUGGAGGCCGUUGUGAAAGAGAAAGCUGUUCGACCAGAGAAGGCUGCGCGCCCUAUCGAUGAAAUGCUCAAGUCCGAUGACUACCAAAAUCAGAUUCAAGCGUCCAAGAAAUGGAUGCGCCGGUUGUCUGCCGACACCACAACCCGACCGGUAUUCGUGAAUGGGGUAGCUGUACCGCGUGAUGAAAACUGGCUUCAAUCGAUGAGCCAGAGAGUGACAGGAGACUUGCAAGCUAUCCAAAUGGAGAUAUUCAACGAGAAAUUCGCGCAUGAUGCAUGGCUCCCUUCGUACUUCUUGUCUAAAGCAAUUAAGAGACGGAACUCUCUAAUUGUUCCAGAGAACGAAAAAGCUCUGAGAAUAUUCGACCUCAACAAGCUGCUUGUAGAGAGCCCGGAUAUUCUAAACUCGCUUCCUAGCAUCAAGGCUGAUCCCUUAUCUGUUAAAACUGACUGGGCUCACAUGAUUCUGAUAUCAGAUUUAGAGUCGGAAAGUGGUGCAAAGCUUCUAGCUACAGUUACCGCUUUCCGCGACGUGAACCCUUCCAUCGAAGUCAUCAUUGUGCAUAACCCGACCUCGGAUACGGUUGGUUCCGGCCUCAGUUAUGAUUUCGUUGCCCAAAUGCAAGAAAAUCGCGAGGGAGUCGAGAGUGUCAACGGAUUUACAGCUUUGCUCUCCAAUCCAUCUGUGAAGAACGACCUCACGGAGAAGGAGGCAAAGCAAUACUGGAAAGGUGCAGAAUCUCUCAUAAAAGCGCUAACACUCCGCUCCGGGCAAAGUGCUAUCCUCCUUAAUGGACGACUUGUCGGGCCUAUUCCGGAUCCUUCAGAUCUUACUAAUGAUGAUCUGGAUCAAUUGCUAGCCUACGAGCGUGCUAAACGCAUAUUGCCAGCUUAUACCGCAAUGGAGUCCCUAGGAUUGUCCGACAAAAUCAUGGACCCGCUCUCCGGUGCUAAAAUAUCAUCAAUUGUAGCAACUGCUAUGGUCUCUGAUAAUCCCGAGGGUAUCUUUGAACAAGCUUCAACUCUAAGGGUCGGUAAAUUUGACCUGUGGAAUUCCUCAUACACUUCCAUUGAAGUUGGUGAUGUCUCUACAGCUACUGUUCAAAUGACUAUGCUUUUGGAUCCGGCCAGCGAACAAGGCCAAAGAUGGAUACCAAUAAUCAAAACAAUAUCUGAACUUGACGGCGUAUAUGUGAAGAUAUUCCUCAAUCCCAAGGAGCGGCUCAAGGAGCUUCCCAUAAAACGUUUUUACAGAUACGUCCUCGACUCGAAGCCGACAUUCAACAGCGAUGGGUCACUUCAAUCCCUCAGUGCUACUUUUAGUGGCGUUCCGCAAGAAGCACUGCUAACAGUUGGAAUGGAUGUCCCCCCGGCGUGGCUUGUUGCACCAAAGGCUUCAAUUCAUGAUCUCGAUAACAUCAAAUUGAGCUCCAUAAAGACCAAUGUCGAAGCGCUAUAUGAGUUGGAGCACAUUCUUAUCGAGGGCCACUCGCGCGAGAUGCCAUCCGGUUCUGCGCCGCGCGGUGCCCAGCUUGUCCUUGGAACCGAAAGGGAUCCCCAUUUCGCCGACACGAUCAUCAUGGCAAACUUAGGUUAUUUCCAGUUCAAGGCGACCCCAGGCUUCUAUAAAAUUGACCUCCAGCAAGGACGGAGUUCAGAAAUCUUCAAAAUCGAUAGUAUUGGAUCGCACGGCUGGAGUCCAGUCCCUGGCGACGAGAGCACGGAAGUCGUGUUAAUGAGCUUCCAAGGUGCUACAUUGUAUCCGCGUUUAUCCCGCAAACCGGGAAUGGAAGACGAAGACGUUCUCGAGGCCAAGACAGAUACCAAAUUGGACAUCGUUUCUCGGGGUCUAAGCUUCGCCCAAGGUAUUCUAGGAAAAGGCAAAUCUGUCGAGCCCAAACAGGAGCAGGCCGAGAUCAAUAUAUUCUCUGUCGCCAGCGGCCACCUGUAUGAGCGCAUGCUGAACAUCAUGAUGGUGUCGGUGAUGAAACACACCAAUCACACGGUGAAAUUCUGGUUUAUCGAGCAAUUCUUGUCACCAUCAUUUAAAGAUUUCAUCCCCUACCUGGCCGCCGAAUACGGUUUCAAGUAUGAAAUGGUCACCUACAAAUGGCCCCACUGGCUCCGGGCUCAAACCGAAAAACAACGGCAGAUCUGGGGAUAUAAGAUCCUCUUCCUCGACGUCCUCUUCCCCCUGUCUCUGGACAAAGUCAUCUUCGUCGAUGCGGAUCAAAUCGUCCGUACCGAUAUGAUUGAGCUAGUCAACGUGGAUCUCAAAGGUGCCCCAUAUGGUUUCACGCCUAUGUGCGAUAGCCGCACUGAAAUGGAGGGGUUCCGAUUCUGGAAACAAGGCUACUGGGAGAGAUUCCUCCGUGGCUUGUCGUACCACAUCAGCGCACUCUACGUGGUCGAUCUCCAUCGAUUCCGACAGAUUGCUGCUGGUGAUCGACUCCGCCAGCAAUACCACCAGUUGUCCGCCGAUCCCGGCAGUUUGGCAAACUUAGAUCAGGACCUCCCAAAUCACAUGCAGAGUAUACUGCCCAUUCAUAGUCUGCCGCAGGAGUGGCUGUGGUGUGAAACUUGGUGUAGUGAUGAGAGUUUGAAGGAUGCAAAAACUAUUGAUUUAUGCAAUAAUCCGUUAACCAAGGAGCCAAAGCUUGAUCGUGCGAGGAGACAGGUCCCCGAAUGGACGGUAUAUGAUGAGGAAAUUGCGGCUGUGGAUAGGAAGAAGCGGGGCGUGAAGAAUGGGAAUGGGGAGCAUAAGAAUGAGAAAAGUAGAACUCUGGAAGAGCCGCCCAAGACAACUAGCAAGAAAGAUGAGCUUUAG